Molecule: messenger RNA, 1450 nt
Organism: Strongylocentrotus purpuratus (purple sea urchin)
Lineage: Eukaryota; Metazoa; Echinodermata; Echinoidea; Camarodonta; Strongylocentrotidae
Exons: 5
Coding region: 22-876 (284 amino acids)
Cellular component (GO): nucleus; 90S preribosome
Source: RefSeq, a predicted model, not a curated record
UAUUUAUUUUAUGUUAGCAGCAUGGCAGACGAUCUUGGCGACGAAUGGUGGUUGGAUGGUGACACAACUGGAGGACAGGGCGAUAUAGAACCAGAUGUCCCUCCUGGAGUCAAACAUGGACAGAAAAAAGCCUCAACUUUGAGGAAGGAAAACGAGCAAAUAAAGAAGAAGAGGAAGCAACCCCCUACCUCAGAAGAACAAGAGAACAAAGAACAAGCAAAGAAAGCAAAGAAGAAGAAAAAGAAGAAAAAUUUGACCACUCAUUUAGCAUCAGUAGGUGACCAGCCAGGAACCAAAGAUGACCUGCAAGUAUCCAUGGCAACAUACUACCAUGAUGACUUAUCAACUGUUGAGAUGGAAGAACUUAUUCUUGAUGAUGACUGCUUCUUAGCGCCCAAUUAUGACAAGGAUCCAAUAUCAGGCUACCUCUCAAGGAAUAUACCCACAUGGACGGACAUGGUUGAUGAACACAAGAAGAAGGAGAAGACCUCAAACCAUUCUAGCAUCGUUCUACUUCUCACAUCUAGCGCAAAGAGGGCAGUAGACCUGAAUAGAGAUACGCAGGCGUUCAAGGGAACUUGUGUAACGGCGAAGCUAUUUGCUAAGCACUUACGGAUCAGCGAGCAAGAGAAAUACCUGAGCAGUCACAGAGUCCAGUUUGCGGUAGCGACGCCCCACAGAGUCUCAAGCCUUCUCGAAUCUGGAUCAUUUACCGUGGACGAUAUGAAGUAUGUUGUACUGGAUUGGAACUGGCGCGAUGCUAAGCUCAGGAGGUUUGUGGAUAUCCCCGAACUGAAGAAAGACCUCUUUGGUUUGUUGAGGAAACAUUUAGUACCGGCAGCCAACAAGGGACAACUCAGCUUUGGACUGUUUUAAGGACCCUGCGUGGUGCUUGAACUACUUCGCUGGCUCCAGGUCUGUGUUUCAUUCCUUUGCGUUCAUUCAUGAAUGUUACUACUGAGUUGGAGACAUUCAGGAUGUUCUGGAGAUUGAUCAGCUUGGAUGAAGGAGAAGGUCUCACGAGGGUCACAAUGUGCUGCAAAAGUUUUGUGUCCAUCCUCAAAAACAUUGAAUGAAACCUCUCUAUAUAAAUUGGCUAUAUUUAUAAGCUGCAACUGGUACAAAUUCUUCAAGGCCUGGGCCCCUCUUACAAAGAGUUACGAUUAAUCAAAAUCAAUCGCAAGUACUCUAUCGCAAGUUUGCAGUCUUAUAUUUUUUUAUAUACAUAGUUGCGAUUGAUAUCACUUGCAAGUAAGUUGCGAUUGAUAUCAACUCUCUGUAAGAGCCCUAAAUUGCAGAAAGUAUACAAAGUAAUGCACUCUGAGGACUCACUGAUGGAAUGAGCCUAUGGAUGCCAUUUUUAAUAAUCAUAUAUUUUUCAGUCACUAUAUGCCCCAAAAUGGCCAGUUCUACUUUGCAGGAGACCAUUCAUUAAAUUUGUUGCUGUCUA